AAACACGGAACAAAACGAAAUAGUAAAGUGCGCCUAAACAAAACAAAAAAAAAAUUAAAUUAGGAAAAAAAUAAAUUAGGAAACAACAGUUCCUAUUUAGUUUCCGAUUUCGGAUCGAAGAGAAGAAAUUGAAGAAAAUCGAAGAAAUUUGAAUUGAAUUGAAUCAAAACGAUGUCGUCUUCUUCUUCUUCACCAGACAUUGUUUCAAUUUUGGAGAAUUCGAAGGAAUUGGAUCGGUUAAGGAAAGAUCAGGAAGAUGUUCUCUCUGAAAUCAACAAGCUUCACAAAAAGCUUCAAACCACUCCUGAAGUGGUUGAGAAGCCUGGAGAUAACUCACUAGCAAAGCUGAAAAUGUUGUAUACUCAAGCAAAAGAUCUUUCAGACAAUGAAGCAAAUCUUUCCACUAUGUUGAUAAGCCAACUUGAUGUCUUGCUUCCACCGGGACCGCAAGGACAACCACGAAGAAGAUUAGAAGGCACUGAGCAGAAAAGGAAACGAGUGAAAACAGAGUCAGACAUUUCAAGGUUAACUCCGAGUAUGCGAAAUCAACUUGAGGCUUGUGCCAGUCUUAAGGGUGAACAGGUAGCAGCUAGGGUCACGCCACGUAAUGCAGAUAAGGACGAAUGGUUUGUUGUUAAAGUGAUUCAUUUUGAUAAGGAAUUAAAGGAAUUUGAAGUACUUGAUGAGGAACCUGGUGAUGAUGAAGAUAGCAGUGGCCAAAGACAGUACAAGCUUCCAAUGGGAAAUAUCAUUCCUUUCCCUAAGAGUAAUGAUCCUUCAAGUGCCCAAGAUUUCCCACCUGGAAAACAUGUCUUGGCAGUUUAUCCAGGAACUACUGCACUUUAUAAAGCAACAGUUGUUCAAGGCCAUCGCAGGAGGAAGACAGAUGAUUAUGUGUUGGAAUUUGAUGAUGACGAAGAAGACGGGUCUCUACCUCAAAGGACAGUGCCCUUCCACACAGUGGUUCCUCUUCCAGAAGGACAUCGUCAAUAAAUUACACAACCAGUUUUUAGCUGUGAAUAUAGUAGAAACUAGCUUGUAUUGUUGUUUGGUUGUGUAAUAUGCUCCAUGUGUGUUUAUUAAGCUGUCAAGGACAUUGCAGUGAGGCUAACUUUAUGCACGUAUUAGUGACAUUUUAGUUUAAUUAAAUGUUGAGAAUGAUAGAUAUCUAUCGUUUGGUUCUGUAUAACAACUUUCUCCAAAUCCACGCUGUGAAAGUUAUGAUGAGAAAUCUGCCUAAACAUUUUAAAAGUUUAUCCAAUUCUCUUAUUGAUCUAA
Molecule: messenger RNA, 1278 nt
Organism: Medicago truncatula (barrel medic)
Lineage: Eukaryota; Viridiplantae; Streptophyta; Magnoliopsida; Fabales; Fabaceae
Product: SAGA-associated factor 29 homolog B
Exons: 9
Coding region: 172-993 (273 amino acids)
Cellular component (GO): SAGA complex
Source: RefSeq, a predicted model, not a curated record